AGGGGGCGUUUGUGGUGCCUUGCUUUGGGCUGCACAAGUGGCAGGGGCGGCUUGCGUGGGCAGCAGCAGUGAGGCAAUGCUGUGAGCGCACGGAGGAGUGGGUGGGGCAGCAAGAGGGUGCAGUGGCGCAGCGGUGGUGCUGGCAUGGCAAUCCGGGGGGAGAGAGGCAUGGCAGGGAGGGCAGGGACGGCGCAGGUGCGGAUGCCAUGGCUGCUGCUGAGGCUGGGUGCGGGGCAGGCAGGGCGGCAGUGGUGCGCGUUGGGGAGGGCGGUGGUGUGGAGGGCAGUGGGGUGGGCGCAUGGGUGGGUGCUGUGAGGCGGUGGUGCGGCCGUUGUGCCGUGUGGAGCUGCAAGGGGGCUGAGCCUGAGAGGCAUCAAGGGCGGUGUGUGGUGCUGCUGACGUGUGAGGACACGGGGUGUGGCAUUGCACAGGAGGAGCAGCGCGACGUGUUUCACGCAUUCAUGCAGGCGCAUCACAAAAGGCAUUUGCACGGGGGUAGCGGCUUGAGCCUUCACAUAUCGAAACAACUGGUGUCACUGAUGGGCGGCAGUAUGGGGCUGCUCAGCACACAGGGCCGUGGCACCACGCUGCAUGUUGCUCUGCCCCUCACUGCUGCACCUGCACUUGCACCUGCACCUGCACAUGCACCUUCCAGUGCUGCUGCCGCUGCUGCUGCUCCUGACCGUGCUGCCAACCUGAGCACAGGAGCUCCCACUGCUACCACUGCUGGUCCCGUCAUAACCAGCAGCACCAGGAGGGUGGUGGACGGGCGCGGGCAGGUGGCAGUAGAGGGGAGCAGUGAAGGGGCGGAGCACAUAGAGAGUGGGAGGGAGGUGCGGCGCGCAGGUGGGGAGGGUGGUGAACUCACAGGGCACACACAGGCGAUAGCAGCGCAGGGAAGGGGGGAGGUGCAGGGGGGUGAGGUGGGAGCGACGUGGGUGAGCGGCACGACGCAGAGUGCCAAGGAGGCACUUAAGGAGAUGCUACAGGGCAUGGCAAUCCUG
Closterium sp. NIES-65 is the source of this 1004-nucleotide messenger RNA. The record is from the annotation of a GenBank genome assembly. Lineage: Eukaryota; Viridiplantae; Streptophyta; Zygnematophyceae; Desmidiales; Closteriaceae.